This is a messenger RNA of Rhipicephalus microplus (southern cattle tick), 579 nucleotides long. Its product is annotated as xaa-Arg dipeptidase-like. The record is from RefSeq and is a predicted model, not a curated record. Gene Ontology annotation, molecular function: dipeptidase activity. NCBI's taxonomy places the organism in Eukaryota, Metazoa, Arthropoda, Arachnida, Ixodida, Ixodidae.
AUGCCGGAGACGAGCCGGGUGGUGUACCACGUGCGCGCCCCCACUGUGGCCGACCUGGCCGAGCUGAUGAGGCGCGUCGAGGCCUGCCUGGAGGCGGCCGCCGAGUCCACCGACUGUUCGCUGGUUCAGGAGAAGAGCAUCCUCUACAAGGACUUCGUGCACAACAACGCCCUCAACGCCAUCUACGCCAAGCACGCGGGUGACAUGGGCGUAACGUUCUCCGACCCUGACAACUCUCUCGUCGUGCCGCUUGGCGCCUUCUCGGACGCGGGGAACGCGUCGCAAGCGCUGCCUGUCCUGAACGCCACGUUCUCCAUCCCCAGCGCCGGCGUCAACCACACGCGGAGCUUCGCCUCGGCCGCGGGCUCCCUUGAAGCGCAGACGUGCGCCCGCAGGGCGACCAAGUUGCUCGCCUUGACCGCUCUGGACCUGUACACGGACCCCAAACUCCUGGCGAGUGUCAAGCAGGAGUUUCAGGACUGGAAAGCCAAACAGCCGCCCAAGCAGGACCAGCGACGGCAACUGGUUCAGGAGGAGCUGCAACGGCAGCAAGUUCAGCUGGACCAGCAACAGCAAUAG